ACAACCUUAUCCUUUUCUCAAUCUCAAAACUUUUUAUUUGACCAAAAGUUCCAUUGCCCCUUUUUGUUCCUCAAACACCUUUGAUACAUUACUACUCUUACAUCAUCUUUUAAUAUGUCCACUAUCAUCUCUUUCAAUUGUUGCUCUUCUUUGACUGCCUCCAAAUUGAUUAAUCCAAGAGUACCCACUAAAGGUUCAAGCUUUCUAAGUACUCACAAGAGUUUUUCAUGGUGGAAUAGGCACUUCUUGCCCAAAUGUACUUCCCAGAAGCAUGUUCAAUGUCAGCUUCAAAAUGGGCAGCAGAAAAUGAGGUCAUUUUCACUGAAGGAAUGUGCAAUCUCAGUUGCUUUGGCUGCUGGAUUGAUAAUUGGAAUGCCAUCAUUGGAUUCAUCUCCUAUGGCUUAUGUAGCUAAUCCUUCAUUGCCCGAUUUAUCGGUUUUAAUCUCGGGGCCUCCUAUAAAGGAUCCUGGAGCAUUGUUGAGAUAUGCACUGCCAAUUGAUAAUAAAGCUAUAAGAGAAGUACAAAAGCCACUUGAAGAUAUAACAGAGAGUCUCAAGGUUGCCGGUGUCAGGGGGCUUGAUUCUGUUGAGAGAAAUGUGAAGCAAGCAUCUCGAUCCCUCAAGCAAGGGAAAAGUUUAAUUAUCUCAGGAUUAGCUGAAUCAAAGAAAGACCAUGGUGUGGAAUUGCUCGAUAAGCUUGAAAUCGGGAUGGAAGAACUACAACAGAUUGUGGAGGGUCGGAAUAGAGAUGCAGUGGCACCUAAACAGAAGGAGCUGCUUAAAUAUGUUGGAGAUGUUGAAGAGGAUAUGGUGGAUAGCUUCCCGUAUGAAGUACCCGAAGAAUAUCGAAGUAUGCCUCUUUUGAAGGGAAGAGCAGCUGUGGAUAUGAAGGUGAAAGUCAAGGACAACCCGAAUUUGGAGGAGUGUGUAUUCCAUAUAGUCCUUGACGGGUAUAAUGCCCCAGUAACUGCUGGGAACUUUCUUGAUUUGGUGCAAAGACAUUUCUACGACGGCAUGGAAAUUCAGAGAGCGGACGGAUUUGUUGUCCAAACCGGAGAUCCUGAAGGUCCAGCGGAGGGCUUUAUUGAUCCUAGUACUGAGAAAACCCGAACAAUACCAUUAGAAAUCAUGGUUGAUGGGGAAAAGGCACCUGUUUAUGGAUCGACACUGGAGGAGCUUGGUCUAUACAAAGCUCAAACAAAGCUUCCCUUCAAUGCUUUCGGAACAAUGGCAAUGGCCCGAGAUGAGUUCGAGAAUAAUUCCGCUUCUAGCCAGGUAUUCUGGCUAUUGAAAGAAAGCGAACUAACACCGAGUAAUGCGAAUAUAUUGGAUGGUCGCUAUGCGGUGUUCGGAUACGUGACGGAAAAUGAAGAUUUUUUGGCAGACCUAAAGGUCGGUGAUGUUAUAGAGUCAAUUCAAGUGGUUUCUGGUCUGGAAAACUUGGUUAAUCCAAGUUAUAAGAUAGCUGGUUAAAACCCAUUUUGUAGUUUUUGAAGUUAAAAAUGAUUUAAGUUUACUUGAUGUGCUUAAUUUCAUUCAUUUCAAACUCAGAAUGUAUUGUUUUGUUGAACUAUUACAUUGCUACUCUCUUUCUCUUUUGGUUUUAAAUAAAAUGUGAUGAUUUUGUCUUUUUGGAACCAAA
Messenger RNA from Gossypium raimondii (Peruvian cotton), 1642 nucleotides. Its product is annotated as peptidyl-prolyl cis-trans isomerase CYP38, chloroplastic. The record is from RefSeq and is a predicted model, not a curated record. The transcript is spliced from 7 exons. The coding region runs from base 115 to 1473 and encodes 452 amino acids. Gene Ontology annotation, molecular function: peptidyl-prolyl cis-trans isomerase activity. NCBI's taxonomy places the organism in Eukaryota, Viridiplantae, Streptophyta, Magnoliopsida, Malvales, Malvaceae. Gene Ontology annotation, biological process: protein peptidyl-prolyl isomerization.